AUGUUUUCGAAACAUUUACUCUGUGAUCAUAAUGGUAAUGUUAAUAAACGAAAUCGUUUAAAUCAAACAUCUUUACAUUGUUUAUUACAACCGGGAAAUGAAGUUCGUCGAAAUGAAUGUCUUUUAUUAUUAUUAAAAUGGAAAGAUAAACAAACAAAUGAAACACUUGAUCUUGAUGCUAAAGAUUCUGAUUAUAAUACAGCAUUGCAUUAUGCAGCAAGAAAUGGAUUGAAAUCAUGUGUUGAAAAUCUUUUAAAUGCUGGUGCUGCACUUUAUGUUGAAAAUCGUGAAAAAUUAACACCAUGUGAACUUGCUGAAAAGAAUGGACAUAAAGAUUUGGCUAUUUAUCUUGAAUCACGAAUGAUAUUUAGUAACAGUUCAGAAGAUUUAGAAACUGAUGAAACUCCAUUAACAACUGAUGACGCAUCGUGCGGUUUACGUAUUCAAGAUUUACAAGAAGCAAAAGAUCUGUUACUAGUUGAAACAGCUGAUAUGUUACAAAUACCUUUAUUUACAGCCGAAGCUUUACUUCGAAAUUAUGAAUGGUCAAAAGAAUGUCUUCUUCAAUCAUGGAUUGAAGAUCCUAUACGUUGUUGCGAAAUAUCCGGUGUUAAUCCUCCAUUAAGUCUUCUGCAUGAACGUGGUCUAACGACAAUCGAUAUCAAUGAAUUAGAUACAGUUAAUUUAUCUAAAGAAUGUGCUAUUUGUUUACAAGAAUUUGAAAGUGGUGUUGAAAGAAUUAUUAUAUCAUGUGAUCAUCAAUUUUGUAAAGAUUGUUGGCAACAGUAUUUAACAUUUAAAAUUCUUGAAGGUUCUGUUCAUAGUAUAUUUUGUCCAGCUGUUGAUUGUUUUAAAUUUGUACCGAAUGAAAUUAUUGAAAAAUGUGUUGAUAAUAAUAUGGCAAGACGUUAUUUACAAUUUGAUAUAAAAGCAUUCGUAGAUUCAAAUCCAAAUUUUAAAUGGUGUCCAAAUAGUAAUUGUGUACUUGCUGUGCAAUCGCCAGUAUUUGAUCGUUUACAAUCAUCACAUAUGAGAGAAUUCUCUAAAUCAGUUAAUUGUCGAAAUGGACAUUAUUUCUGUUGGGAUUGUUUACAAGAAGGUCAUGAACCAGCAUCAUGUGAAAAUUGGAAAGAUUGGUUUGAUAAAAUAGCCGAAAUAAAACCUGAAGAAUUGAAAGGAACAGAUGAAGAAGAAGAAAUAGCUGCAAAUUGUUUAUGGCUUGUAACUAAUUCGAAAAAAUGUCCAAAUUGUUCGAUUUCUAUACAAAAAAAUGAAGGUUGCAAUCAUAUAAAAUGUGUUAAAUGUAAAUAUGAUUUCUGUUGGAUAUGUUUGGAACCAUGGAAAAAACAUUCAAGUACAACUGGUGGUUAUUUUCAAUGUAAUCGUUAUGAAACUGUAAAUAAAAUAGUUGCCAAAGAAAAAGAUUUAAUUACAGCUGCUGAACAACGUCAUUUACGUAUGGUUGAAUUAAAUAAAUUUGUUCAUUAUUAUUCACGUUUUAAAAAUCAUGAAAAUUCUUAUAAACUUGAAGAACCGUUAUCAAAAAGUGCCAAAGAAAAAUGUGAAAUAAUUAUUGCUAAAUCAUCUCAACCAAUACCAAUUACAACAGAAAAUGAUGAAAAUAAUAUUGAAUCACAAACAAAAUUUAUUGAUGAUGCUGUUAAUGAAUUAUUACGUGCAAGACGUGUUCUACGUUGUUCAUAUGUUUAUGGUUAUUAUUUGGAAAAUUCUGGUCAUAAAAAAAUGAUAUUUGAAUUUAUUCAAACUGAAUUUGAAGAAUGUACAGAAACAUUAUCACAAAUAAUUGCUCGUCCUCAUUUACGUACACCUAAACAUCGUAUUGUACAUGUAACUAAAAAUGUUAAACGUAAACGUUUAGAAUUUCUUGAAACAAUUGCACGUGGUCUUAUACCACCUGAUACACCACCAAGUUUGAAAAAAUUUUCAAGACAACGUUGGAAAUAUUUACUUAAAGAUGAUGUUGAUGGUGAUGAUAAUGAAUUAAAAAAAGCGAUUGCAAAUUCUCUAAAAGAACUUGAUCCAAAAAAUCCUUGGGUAGUAGAUAGAAAAGGACGACAUACGAAUCUAGUUACAUUACUUGAUGAAUGGCCAGAAUUAGAAAUGGAAAUGGAUUCAGGCCUUAUAUCAUGUGAUGAUGGUGCAUAUUGUAAACGUCGUAAUUGUUACAAACGUCGUGUACGCAAUCCAACAACAUCAAUUCGAUUUGAUUAUUGUUCAUUAAAAUGUUUACGUUUAGAUCGUACGGAACAAUUAGAAAGAGAAGAACAAGAAAUGGAACAAAGUUUAGUACCAUUAUCAGAUCCAGUACCUAACAAUAAUAGUAGUUCUAUGACAGCUAGUAUAUCAACAAAUGAUUCAACACUUGAACAACACAAUACAGAUGAUACAAUAUCACCAACUGUUGUUGUACCAUCUGAUGAUGUUAUGAAUUUACUUCGAGCGAUUGAAAUGAGUCGUUUACAAGCAGUACGUGAAAAUGAACAAAAUAUUUAUCGACCAAAUCAUCGUACUAGUACUAUAAGUGCAACUUUAAAUCCAAAUGAUAAAACAAAUUAUUUCAAUGAUUUACAACAAACAAUUGAAUUAUCUUUACAAACAAAAAAUGAACAAGAAUUAAUAAACGAAGCAACAACUUCUAUUGAAUCUCAAGAUGAUGAAUUUCAAUCAACUGAUGUAGCAGCUGUAGCAGCAGCUAUGCCAAGUUUAGAUUUAUUUAUUGAAGAUAAUACUGCAACACUCAAUUCUAUCAUGAUGAAUUUACAACCAUCUAUAGAAAAAGAUUAUUCAUAUGGAAAUUCAAAAAUUAUGGAUUUCGAUAAUAAAUACAAUGAAUUAAAAGAAAAUUUACAAAAACCAAAUGAAUUAAAAGAAUAUGAAGAUUUCGAUUUAAAAUGUAUUGAAACAUCAUUUCAUCAACAACAAACAGAACUUAAAAGAAAAUUAAGUAAUAAAAGAAAUAAAGAUGCAAUCGUAUUAUUAGGAUCCAAUGAAGUAAGAACAGUUGCUGCAGCUGCUUCUGCAACAGCUAGUUCUCUGAUAAACACAGUCAAUACUCCAUUACAACGAAAACGAGCAAAUAUCGAUAUCGAUAUUCGACCUUGUGGACCAAACGAAAGUUUCGAUAACCAUCGACCAUUUGCAACACAAAAUGACAAUCAACAAUAUGAACAUACUUGGUUUAAUGAAUCUACAUCAUUGUCAACUACUCGUGCCAUCGUUGAACGAUGUCCAAUAACGCCAUCCGAUGAUGAAACUAGUUUUGCCUAA
Adineta steineri is the source of this 3288-nucleotide messenger RNA. NCBI's taxonomy places the organism in Eukaryota, Metazoa, Rotifera, Eurotatoria, Adinetida, Adinetidae. The record is from the annotation of a GenBank genome assembly.